Molecule: messenger RNA, 295 nt
Organism: Staurois parvus
Lineage: Eukaryota; Metazoa; Chordata; Amphibia; Anura; Ranidae
Source: the annotation of a GenBank genome assembly
CAUGUCUAGGGGCUUGAUUGUAUACACCUGUGUCCAUGGAGGGGAUUGGAACACCUGAAUCACAUUAUAUGGAGGGGAUUGGAACACCUGAAUCACAUGAUAUGGAGGGGAUUGGAACACCUGAAUCACAUGAUUUGGAGGGGAUUGGAACACCUGAAUCACAUGAUAUGGAGGGGAUUGGAGCACCUGAAUCACAUGAUAUGGAGGGCUGGCCCAAUACUUUUGGCAAUAUAUAAACCUGGAGGUGAUUGGAACACCUGAAUCAUUUUGAGGGGACAACAAAUUUCCAUGUUAU